This is a messenger RNA of Nelumbo nucifera (sacred lotus), 1565 nucleotides long. RefSeq names its product ubiquitin-conjugating enzyme E2 enzyme activator PEX22. The record is from RefSeq and is a predicted model, not a curated record. Gene Ontology annotation, biological process: peroxisome organization. Lineage: Eukaryota; Viridiplantae; Streptophyta; Magnoliopsida; Proteales; Nelumbonaceae.
AAUUUCAUUUCCCGCAACACACGUACAGCUAUAAGUCCCUCUAGCAAGGAGUCUUUCUCUCUUGUUGACGACGAAAGGGGUUCCUCCCGCGAAAUCCACAGCAGAAGCCAUGGCUGAUUCGACUUUAUUAGGGCUUGUUCUCUGAUACAUCGGAGACGAAACGACGAUAAAGACUCCUUUUGGAAGUUCGGGAUGGGUGACUCAUCCAAGGAAGAACUGGUUCAGUUGCUCAAGAGAUUCGGUGCUUAUCUCACUGUCAAGUUGUCUAAUCUCUUCUCGAUCUCCUUCAGACAACUGAAUUCUCGUUCUUUUGGGGCUCUUGCGGGGCUUGCUAUUGCAAUAGUCUUUACCUGGAGAUUGUUGAGAACUCCCCCCAGGCACCAAAGAAGACAACCAAAACGACACGCUCCUGCACCUAGUACUUCUGGGAUCAAUACUCAUUCAGAUGUAACUCUAGUUGCCCCGGAUUCUUCUUCAGAGUCUUCAAGAGCACAGAAUGUGAUUGAUGAAUUCUUUCAGCCAGUAAAGCCAACAUUAGGACAAAUAGUAAGGCAAAAAUUGAGUGAGGGAAGGAAGGUCACAUGUCGAUUGCUUGGUGUAAUCCUUGAGGAGAGCAGUCCUGAGGAGCUCCAGAAACAAGCAACUGUGAGAUCUUCUGUUCUGGAAGUACUGUUAGAGAUCACAAAAUUCUGUGAUCUUUAUCUCAUGGAAAGAAUACUGGACGAUGAAAGUGGGGAAAAAGUUCUUUUAGCUUUAGAGAAUGCUGGGGUUUUCACUUCUGGUGGUUUGGUCAAAGACAAGGUUCUCUUCUGUAGCACAGAGAAUGGGAGGACAUCUUUUGUACGACAACUUGAACCUGAUUGGCACAUUGACACAAAUCCUGAGAUCAUCUUCCAGUUGGCUAGGUUCAUCAAAUAUCAGCUUCACAUCACUCCAAACAGACCAGAACGUACUGCUUCCAAUGUGUUCUCGUCACCAACCUUGGAGCAGUUCUUUGGAUUACCAGAUCAAAAUUAAUUCAUGACUGCCUCCCAUUGCCCAACAUGAUAUGAUGUGAGUUCACCGUUUGAUCAACUGGCUUCGAAGUAAUUAAAGAAAUUUACAGCCAGUGGUUAGGCUAUGUUAUCAGGUUGUCCAGCGAAGGAACUGCAUAAUUCCCCAAUAUUUUCUGGGAAGAGGCUUUCCUUGUUAAAAAUUUGUGCAUUAGGUUAUUUGUAUUAAACUCGAGUUUUCUAUGAAAUUUUCUAAAAUGGUUAAAAUCUUCUUCCUCUAAUCCUCUGCAUUGUUUUUAUUUGAGGAUGUAGUUCUUGUCAGUUGUCACUUGAGUUCAUCUGUAGUAUCCUUAAUUGUUUGGGUAGUCUUGUGCAAGAACCAUAGGUGGUAGUUCAAUUUCCAUCAUGUGCAGAGUGAACCAUGUCCAUUGCGAGUCCUCGUGUUCUUUGUCAAGUUAAUUGCCACACAAUUAUUCCUUUUUCUUAUUAUUUUUUAAUGGAUGAAGGUGAUCCUUUGUAUAGUUGCCUUGGUACUUUUGCUGUUCUAUCUAUAAUACAUCCAUUGCUGGCCUA